Brassica rapa (field mustard) is the source of this 2329-nucleotide messenger RNA. Its product is annotated as WEB family protein At3g13190. Lineage: Eukaryota; Viridiplantae; Streptophyta; Magnoliopsida; Brassicales; Brassicaceae. The record is from RefSeq and is a predicted model, not a curated record. Gene Ontology annotation, biological process: chloroplast avoidance movement; chloroplast accumulation movement. Gene Ontology annotation, cellular component: cytosol.
AGACACAAUUUUUACUAAUUGAAAAUAUUUUGUUGCAAACAUCAUCUUUCAAAACUGUUAGAUUUUCAUACAUUAUAGGUCAAAUUAAAACUUUAUAUUUUGCACAUAAAAUGAUAAACUUUGACAGAUAUUCAUGUAAUUUUGUUUUAAUUUUGAUAAUUUUUGCAUAAAUUUACUUAUUUAUUAUACUCACUACUCAGUCUAUAAACUUGGUUUAGUGAUUUCUGUAUUCGACUUUUUCUUUUUAAAAAGCUAUCUGGAUAGAGUAUUGCUUUUAUUUUCCUUUAUUAACAGCUUAUAUAAAAAUGUGGUAAAAAGAACAGCUUGUAUUAAAAGGUGAAAUUGUUAUAAAAGUCAAAGAAUGUAACAUUUUCUGACAUAAAUAGUAAAUCGUACAAGAUAAUAUAAUGAAUGAUAUUCCAUUUCAAAAUAAUUUUGUCCGGUUUGUAUGAUUGAUAUAUCGACUUUAUUUCAACCGACAAGUAUGAUAUGGGCUUCCUCGGAGCCCAUAAAUAAUACCUUCUGACAACUGCAAUACACGCCGUCUGUAGAUCGGUUAAACGGCAAAGCAUUUUCUUCGUAUUGUUCGUAACAGCGCGAUAUUAAACACACUAACAAACAAUUCACUGGACGAUCCGACAGCAAUUAUUAAGAUUUAAGAGGCCUAUGCCCCCCGCCCCAGUAUCAAGGCCCGGGUCCUGUGUUGGGUUUGAAAUUUAAUAUUUCCACUUAACUCGAGGCUAAAACCGUCAUUACGACAACAGUGUUCUUCCCAACCCUAGUUGUAGACGGUGGCUGCUUCACUCAUGUUGCCGAUUAGUUACCGUGUAAUGCUAACUAUUUUGAAAAAGUUAAACCGUAAAGUUUAUUAAAACUUUAUAAAAAUCUACAUCUCUUUCUGUUUAUGUUCUGUAGGAACUAAACUAGAAAGAUUAUGUGGUUAAAAACAAGCAGCAUCACGUGCAGCGCAGAGAUAACUUAUAAAAAAAAAUGAAGGUUAAGUUGACCCGUGAGCUCUCUUUUUACAAAAUCUCUGCACGGACGUGACACGUGAGCAUGACAAAGCUGCCAUCUUUCCUCCUUCCAUUAUUGAGUUACAUUGUCUCAAGGGCGUUGCUAAACUUGUGGGAUCAGUGUUUUGAUUGGGAGUAAAUGGCUACUUUUCAUUCUGUUCAACAUGCAGUGAAGCUCUUCAACGCUGGUUUAUCUGGUGGAGAACAUCUCAACCAGAGGCAAGAACAGGAAGUGUUGGUGGAAGAGACAGAUGUUAACAAGUUGAAGGAGAAAAUAAAGAAUGCAGAGAUGGCGAAGAUUGAGGCUUUGUUAGAGCUUGAUGAAGCUAAGAAAACGGUUGAGCAUCUCAAUCACAAGUUGAGAAAUGAUGAGAAAGGUUUAGCUUUGAGUAGUAUUAGUAGUAAUGUGAGAGAUGUGAGUUCAGAGAUAGGCAUUGCUAAGGAACUGCUUCAAAGAGUAGUAGCUGAAGAGGAGAGUCGUCAGGACUUAGAUGUGAGUAGUAGUAAUAAUGUGAUAGUUGUGACUUCAGAGCUAGGCUUUGCCAAGGAAUCACUUCACAGAGCAGCUGAAGAGGAGAGUGAACUGUGUUUGUUAAUGGAGUCUCUCAAGCUCGAGCUUGAAAACGUUAAGAAAGAGCAUUCAGAGCUUAAGGAGAAAGAGCAAAGAGAAACAGAACAAGCCGUUGAGGAGCUGAAGAAGGAAGCUGAAGAAGCAAAGAGGGAGCUUUUGCAGUUAGAGGAAGAGCUAAAGAUCGCUCUUAAAGAGGCUAAAGAAGCAAAAGCAAAACCUGCAGAGGAAUGUCUAAACGUUCAAGAAAGUUGUGGUGGUGGUGGUGGUGGAUUAACUGAGACGGAAGCAUUGAGAGCAUGCAGAGAUGAAACGCUGAAGAAACUGGAGAUGAGCGAGAAGGAGAUUGAAGAUAUCAAAGCAGCAACACAAGAGGCGUUGAAGAAUGCAGAGAUGGCUGAGGAAGCUACAAUUGUGAUGGAUGCAGAGCUUAAAAGACGGCGUAAGGCAGCUAGUAGGAUGUGGGCUAAGUCGUUUCCCUCUGCAAAGGAAGUGGACAAGUCAAAAUCAAGAUCCAAAGAGACUUGCUUAGUCAAGUGUUAGAGAAAGAACCUGCUGGUCUCUUUUGAAAUUGUGACAAUCUGUAUAAACUAAACUCAUAAUUAAAAGAAAUAAGUGUGUCAGUUUGUUUAAACUUGAAGCUUUUAAUAAUGUGUGUUGUAAUAUGUAAACAAUUCAGUAUCAUCAUCUUAUAAACUAACCAUAUGUAAUUCUUCUAAUGAGUUCAAUAAACCUAUAGAUCAUGUAA